ACAAAAUUGAUUGUUAUAUUUACUGAUAUUAAGCAGUUUUUUUUUUUUAAUUUUACUGCCAUGGAUGCAGAUGCCUUAACGAACGAUGGCGAAAAGGUGCACGCUUGCCGCACCAGUGGUGACGGCAUGGAACAGACCGAAAUCGCACCAACUACGAAAGUAGAACAGGAAAGAACAUCAGCCAGUUUCCAAGUCGUUAAUAAGGUCAAGCGGUCGCAAUUGCCGCGUAAGGAUAGUACUGUGGUCCAAGAAGCGGUAAUUGUGCAUAAGACACCCGUAGGCAACUUGUGUUCGUUGCCUCUGCCCUUGCCUGGACUACACACACUCUACCGGCGCUCCGAAGUUGUGAGCCGGAGCCUUGCACCUGUGCUGCCUAAGGGUGAACUCGUCCAACUCAAGCCCAGGCUGGUGAGCACCUCUGAACCACUGCCGGAGCAUAAGAAAACUAAGCCACCGAAAUUCGUGCCUUAUGAACCAUAUCCAGGUGCCGUGAAUUCCAUGACACCUGCUCAGCAAACAGCCAAGCACAAAGUUCAGCGGGUUAGCAAAAAUAAUUUAGACAUUGGAGUGCUUGCGGACCAGGUAUCUACGUUGCGCACCCUUGAACUAGACCUAGAGGAUGCAGAUGUAAAGCACGCUGAUACAAGCAACGCAGGCAGCGAUGAACUGCAGCGACUGAAGGAAGAGUUAACGAAAACCCGCCAGGAGCGCGAUCAUUUUCAAGCGCAGUAUAAAUUCCAGACUCAGGUAAACGCGGAGCUCAAAAGCCUGUUGGUAGCCUCCGUUGGUGAGGAUUUGCAAACCCGCGUCAAUUUGCUAACAGAGGAUAAAUUGCAACUUGCUCGCGCUUUGCUCGAUACGGCCAACAAUUUAACCACACACACAGAACAAAUCGAAUUUUUGGCCAGCCAGUGCGAGGUAUGGCGCUCCAAGUUUUUGGCCAGCAGCGUUAUGGUCGAGGAGCUAGCCCGCUGGAAAGCCGAUCUGACGCAGAAAAAUCAAAUGCUUAACGAAUCAACCAAGCAACUGAUGCACACCACACAUCAAAUUCGGGAAAUUCAAUUAGACAUACUAAAGCAGCUGAAGUUCUUGGCCAAAAUACGCUAUCUAAAUUUGCCCGCCACGGAUGUUAUCAGUCUAAGCGCAGAGAACUUAAAUAUACUACAACGCAUGGUGUUGCACUCAGGUCUGGGCAUUCCUGAGACAACGCUCAAGCUGUCAAGCGCCACAACGAGCCCGCUCUGUGAUGCAGAGAAGUACGCUGUGCAAGCCCUGGAAUUUGUUAGUCAGCCACUGAUGGCCACGGAUGAAGCUAUUCGAGCGCUUUUCGGUCAGGUACAACGCCCGAAUUACAUGUCAGCAACUAGCGAGUCGGAUACAGCAUCUACCCCUCAGCGAGCGGACUAUUAACAAUUUCACAUUUUAAGAG
Molecule: messenger RNA, 1429 nt
Organism: Drosophila novamexicana
Lineage: Eukaryota; Metazoa; Arthropoda; Insecta; Diptera; Drosophilidae
Product: golgin-45
Exons: 2
Coding region: 61-1410 (449 amino acids)
Biological process (GO): Golgi to plasma membrane protein transport; Golgi organization
Cellular component (GO): Golgi membrane
Source: RefSeq, a predicted model, not a curated record